UUAAGUGAGCAAAUUUUGGUUAAUGCAUCAAUUCAUAAUUUAUAUGAUGAAUAAAACAUUACAAUGAACACAUAGUUAUUAUUAUUGUAAAAAAAAAGAACACAUAGUUAUAGUUAACCCUUAGGAAAAUACAUGCAACUAAUACAAUUAUCUUACAGUCAAUAGAAUUAUUCACCUAACAAAAAUAUAUCUCAAUAGUAUGGAAUUAAUUAACUGUUGUAAUUGUGUGAAUUGAAUUAGUCUCUUAGUAAUUAACAUAGAUUGAAAAAAAAAAUCUUAUUUUCAAGUUUUCAUCUAAUAUAUUGUAUAAGUUUUAUUUAAUUACUUGUUUUUUUCCUAAUUCAUUUUCGGUUGUGUAUUCGGAGUUUAGAUUAGAAAUUGGAUCUGGGGCAAGUGUGUCCAUUUUUCAAAUUUAGAGAGAUAAUUUUAAAUAUCUAGGGCGUCAAUUAUUAACCCCCUAAAAUUAAAGAGACGAGUAAGGCGAAAGCGGACAGGUUGGCGAUGGCGAUGGCGAUGGCAUACAGCUCCCUGUUUUGUUAGAAUACGCAAACCCAAACAAUACAAAACCAACCCCACUCUCCUCCCAAUUCUUCUCUAAUCUUCCACUUUCCUUUUCGGUCUCCCCCGCCGCCGUUCACCGUCGCCUCUCAACUGACCACCGACACCCCUUCCCGGUGGUGCAUCAUUUUCCCGUUCCUCUUUUUUUUGGUCGAAAUUUCCCGUUCCUCUCCUCUCAUCAGAAUAACAACAAAUGUGGAAGCAAGAGUGAGAAUUCGACCAGAUUCAUCUUCCCAAAUUAAAAUAUUAGAUUUUCAUUUCACACCCAAAAUCAAUGCAAGACAAAUCAAGAUUUCAGAUCCCAUUUCUCUCUUUCUCUCCUCUGCCAUCCCCAUUAUUUUUUUUGAUAUAACACCCAAAAAAAAAACAAGAGAGAGAAAUAGAUCGUCUGGUUUCCAGCCUUCAACUUCACGAAAGCUCUAUAAUUGGAGCUGAGUGAAGUGGGAGCGCAUUUUCUUUGGGGGUGUUGAAUUUGAAUGGGGCAAGACAACGGCUCCACCUUCACAACCCAGAAGCGAUCCAGCGGCGUCGGGGCCUCAGCCUUACCCACCACCGCCAACGGCAGGGCCGCCGCCCGUACAAUGAUCCCACGGGGCAGGCAGAUCCACAAGACCUUCAACAACAUCAAGAUCACCAUCCUCUGCGGCUUCGUCACCAUACUCGUCCUCCGCGGCACAAUCGGGAUCGGCAACCUAUCCAGCUCCGAAGCCGACGCCGUCAACCAAAACCUAAUCGAAGAGACCAACCGCGUCCUCGCCGAGAUCCGCUCCGACAAGGACCCCGACGACCCUGCCGGCUCCACCGACGAGCCCCAAUUCCUCUCCCUCAACGACACCUACGCCCUCGGCCCCAAAAUUCUCGGCUGGGAUCAACAGCGUAAGGUAUGGCUCUCCCAAAACCCCGAAUUCCCCAGCUCCGUAAACGGCAAACCUCGAAUUCUUCUCCUCACCGGCUCCCCUCCCAACCCUUGCGACAACCCCAUUGGGGAUCAUUACUUGUUGAAAGCUGUUAAGAACAAGAUCGACUACUGUAGGAUUCACGGGAUUGAGAUUGUUUACAACAUGGCGCAUUUGGAUAAGGAGCUCGCCGGGUACUGGGCCAAACUGCCCAUGAUUAGGCGCCUCAUGCUAUCUCAUCCUGAAGUAGAGUGGAUCUGGUGGAUGGAUAGUGAUGCUAUGUUUACUGAUAUGGUGUUUGAGGUCCCUCUCUCCAAGUACACCAACCAUAACCUGGUGAUCCAUGGCUACCCAGAUUUGCUCUUCGAGCAGAAGUCCUGGAUUGCAUUGAACACUGGUAGUUUCUUGUUCAGGAACUGCCAAUGGAGUCUUGAUCUGCUUGAUACUUGGGCUCCAAUGGGUCCAAAGGGCCCCAUUCGUGAGGAAGCGGGGAAAGUGUUGACUGCCAACCUCAAAGGGAGGCCGGCAUUCGAGGCUGAUGAUCAGUCUGCAUUGAUCUACUUAUUGCUCUCACAGAAGGAGAAGUGGAUGGACAAGGUGUAUGUGGAGAAUCAGUAUUACUUGCAUGGGUACUGGUUAGGGUUGGUCGAGAGGUAUGAAGAGAUGAUUGAGAAGUAUCAUCCCGGUUUGGGAGACGAGAGGUGGCCUUUUGUCACUCAUUUCGUUGGUUGCAAGCCUUGUGGGAGCUACGGGGAUUACCCGGUCGAGAAGUGCUUGAAGAGCAUGGAGAGGGCUUUCAAUUUUGCUGACAAUCAGGUGCUUAAGUUUUAUGGUUUUGGGCAUAGAGGGCUGCUGAGCCCCAAGAUCAAGAGGAUCACAAACGAAACUGCAAAGCCAUUGGAGUACGUGGACCAAGUUGAUAUUCGUCGUCCGGUCCAUGAGAAGGAGAGUAGCAGAUCCAGUGAAACAAAGAGUUAGCCGGGGAGGUGAAAGCAAAGCCAUUUGUUACAAUGUUUGUCAUACUUAUGUAGGUAAAUGUAAUCUCCGUUUUUUUUUUUGUGGCGAAACGUGCAAUUCAUCCAGUCAAAAAGGCAGGCCUACAACCCACUUCAACAGAGUUUUACAGCUUUUCUCACGCAAGUUUUUGCUUCCAUUAUUGUCGUCUUUUGUUUGUGUUUUCUCAGAACACCAGGGGUAGAGUUAAUUUAUAGAUGGACAAUUCAGUUUGGUCUUCCCUGCUCUGUGUUUUAGUUGUGGAUGGAGGAAAUGGAUGAUAAAUCAGUUAUAUGUUGCGACUUAGGUUUCUGAUUCUGAAAAUUGAAAUGGUACUCUACUGCUUUAUAUAUUCCUUGAUUCAGCUCAAUGUCAUUGGAUGCUUUCUUAUUGUUUCUUGUUUUCACUAGUUCUUGCUGGUGUGGCAUGCAGAUGCAACCAGAUUACCAGAUCUUGUGUUUGUGGCGUUUGCAACAUAUGUCAUGCUGAUAGCUGGUGUUGGCACUUCAUAUUUAUUUUUUCUGUCGCAUUGUUGGUCAUGUGAAAGGAAGUAGCGUCCUGCCAGCAAUGUACUUUAGUUACAGGUCCCAUGAUAACAGAAGUAACUGUACAUGCAUGUGGCUGUGUACUAGCUGGUUGACUGCGUUAUUGUAACUCUGCUGCUACCUUGAUCUUUCUUUUCUGUCAUUGCAUGUGUGCAUAUGCAGUGGACAUUAAUGAUAAGAAUUAAGAACCCGAUAUGCAUGAUAGUUGCUGCUGCUGCUGAUCCAAUAGAAUUAGGACGACUUCUCAUAUCUGUUAUUGCUUUUGUUUCUAUAUAUAUGUAGCGGGAACCCAUUGUUCUUCUGGUUUCAUGAGUUGUCUGUUUCUCAAGUGCUAAAUGAAAGAACACACUAGUUAUAAAGGUUUGACAGUUGA
Linum trigynum is the source of this 3365-nucleotide messenger RNA. The record is from the annotation of a GenBank genome assembly. Lineage: Eukaryota; Viridiplantae; Streptophyta; Magnoliopsida; Malpighiales; Linaceae.